Molecule: messenger RNA, 4227 nt
Organism: Aethalodelphis obliquidens (Pacific white-sided dolphin)
Lineage: Eukaryota; Metazoa; Chordata; Mammalia; Artiodactyla; Delphinidae
Gene: APOLD1
Product: apolipoprotein L domain containing 1
Exons: 1
Coding region: 644-1384 (246 amino acids)
Biological process (GO): lipid transport; lipoprotein metabolic process; angiogenesis
Cellular component (GO): extracellular region; membrane
Molecular function (GO): lipid binding
Source: RefSeq, a predicted model, not a curated record
UAAGUACACAUCAAAGAAUGAAAUUUCUGAAGACCCGAUGAGCUCUAAUUAGAAGAAGUGGCACAAGCCACAUCUUAGUCUUGAUUCUAAGAUAAGAGACAGGGGAAAAAAAAACAAGCAGAAGAGUUGCUUCAGGCCAGCAUCUAACUUAGAAAGAUUAGUUUCCUUACACUUGACAGACAGUGUGAUUUUUGAGUUUUUGGUGGCUUGCAUUUUUCACUCAUCAGAGAGAAAAAGAAGAAAACAACCCUUUUGCAAUAAGAGUAUUGCAAACCUCUUAGGAUCCCAGUCUUCAUGUAAGGAAAGGGCCUUGUAAAGGGGUACAACGUAAGGCUUGCAACGUGUCACCUUUCAGAGAAGAGGCCUCAAUAUUGCAGUGGACUUCUAAUACCACCACUCCCUUAUUUAACAGAUAAGAAAAUCCAUCCUUGGCGUACCCUGGGAGAAAAAGCGGACAAGAGCAUUAUUCCUAUUGGCUUACUCGGAUUUAAGGUCCUGAGAACUGGAGGACUUGUCCCAGAUUAUAGAACGGGUCUUUCAGAACUUGACACAUGACUCACUGGAAAAUGACCCGUUUCCCCUUGGGUGGAAGCAGCUGUUGUGCUUGACUCCGGGCUAAUCGCGUGUCGUGUCCCCGCAGGGCAUGGAGGGGCCGGAGGCCCGGGAGCUGCAGGGCGCGAAUGCGCUGCGCCGCUUCCAGGGCCUGUUGCUGGACCGCCGCGGCAUGCUGCACGGGCAGCUGCUGCGCCUGCGCGAGGUGGCCCGGCGCCUCGAGCGCCUCCGCCGGCGUUCCCUGGCGGCCAACGUGGCGGGCAGCUCGCUGAGCGCGGUGGGCGCGGUCGCAGCCAUCGUGGGACUCUCGCUCAGCCCCGUCACCCUGGGGGUCUCUCUGCUGGCGUCGGCCGUGGGGCUGGGGGUGGCCACCGCCGGAGGGGCCGUCACCAUCACGUCCGACCUCUCCCUGAUCUUCUGCAACUCCCGGGAGCUGCGGCGGGUGCAGGAGAUCGCGGCCACCUGCCAGGACCAGAUGCGCGAGAUCCUGAGCUGCCUCGACUUCUUCCUUCGCGGGCAGGGCCGCGGGGACCUCCAGCUGCUGCAGAGCGGGAGGAACGCCUCCAUCGCGCUGUACAACUCGGUCUACUUCAUCGUCUUCUUUGGCUCCCGCGGUUUCCUCAUCCCCAGGCGGGCCGAGGGUGCCACCAGGAUUAGCCAGGCCGUGCUGAAGGCCAAGAUCCAGAAACUGGCCGAGAGCCUGGAGUCCUGCACCGGGGCUCUGGACAAGCUCAGCGAGCAACUGGAGUCCAGAGUCCAGCUCUACACGAAGAGCAGCCGUGGCCACGACCUCAAGAUCUCUGCUAACCAGUCCGCUGGGCUGUUUUUCUGAGAAUAUCUUUUCCCCCUAAUGACCGAGGCCAGAAACCAUCCCCAUGGGAUGCCCCAGAUUUGUAGCUCCCUCAGGAGAACACCAAGUUGGGUUGGGAGCUGAAUGCAAAGGAUGAGAAAAACUGUUCUUCAACAGUUUGAGAACAGUGGUUUGAGCCGAGGCUGGAUAGGGUUGCAGACAUUGCCACCCUUUGGGUCUUCUCCAAGCCCCACUAGGCUUUGAAGUCCUCAAAAAACCUCUAAGAGGAGACACUAGCUUUAAAACCUCUCUGCCAGAGUUUCUGAGUACAAAGAAAUCCAGAAUCCAGAGCACAUCAGACCCUCUCGGAACUGUGUGGGAGGGUUCAGAACCCAAGAGAGGCACCUCCCGCUAACACGUGUCCCCUCCCCUCUCAGCGUGCCCACUCAUAGAUCCAGCCUGCAGAUGGAGUGGAGCUUCCUGGGUGUCUUCAUAUCCAGACCUCCAAGGUACUCUGAGAGGGGAAACCAACUAAAUGGUCACCUAAGUCCCGCCCCCUUGUAGAAGAAACUGAGGCCAGGGAAGAGGAAAUGACUAACAGCUUCGUUUACUGACAUCAUAGCGCAGAGAAGGGAGCAAUGGCUUUUGAGUUAGUCCUGGGUUUACCGUCUAAGACUUGGCUUACUGGUCUGUAAAAUGGAUGCUAAAACCUCACCCUGUUGGGAGGUAUUAAGUGAGAUAAAGUGCCAAGCACGGCGUCUGGGUCACAUAGUGUGGCCCCCUGGGCUGGCAGCAUCACCUGGGGACUUGCUAGAAAGGCAAAUUCUUGGCCUCAGCUCUAGACUUAAGGAGUCAGAAAUUCUGGAGGCGGGGCGCAGCAACCUGUGUUGAAACAAGCUCUUGGGGUGAUUUGAUGCCGGAUAAGGUUUGAAAACCGCUGCAAGGGAUGUUGGUUUCUGAUCCUCUGAUGAGCUUUCACGAAGUCUAUAGCCUCUCUGGGCUCCGUGGUCUUCAGAGUCAUUCACAAAAGGUCAAGGACAGUGUCCCAGAGGUAAAAGAAAGAAGGUGCGUGGGGACGACUGUGUCAAUGCUUCCCGGGGCAAUUUCCUGCCAGGUGAACUAAGGGAUGUAACAGAAUCAGCCCUUAGAGGGCAGUGUUGCCCACUUGUUGUAAAAACUGGUACAGAAAGGAAUGUGAAUUUAAUGGAAAUUGACCUUUAUUACCUUCUCUGAAAACCUCCAGACCAUUUUUUAAUUAUUUAUUUUAAGUUUCUUAUUUAAUUACUGUUUAUUAUUAACCUUUAAUUUUAUUUAACCACAACAUUAGAAAAUAAUAGGAAUAGCAAGUUGCUGAAUGGGAGACUACUGAGGUUCUUUUCGGGAGAUGAAGUUGAGUUUGCCUUUCUAAGGUGGGCCAUGAGCUGAAAAUAGCAUUGCUUUCCUUGAAUAAGUCUCUCUCCUUCAGAGGGGAAUUUUUUCCCCCAGUGUUUUAAAUGAACCUUUUAAGUAAAUGUGGGAAGUUGUGAAUAGAGAGACCAGGAGCUGAAUUUAAGCUUACAAACGGAGGCUUGACUUGUCAAUAUACAGAUGAUGCAAGCGUAUCUAUCCUGAAGGUACAAGACUUUGCCAGCAGAUAACACUUGACCUGAAAACCCUUCCCUAUUUCGUUCAGGGGGGAGAAAAACCAAUUAGAGGCAUAUGAAGGAAGCACUUGGAAGCCUGAUGUCCUGUAAAGUUGGGUUUUAUGGGCCAUAGACAAAUUAGCUUGUGUUAUGAUAGUGAUGUGUUAUAUUUUCACUUUGGGAGCUGUAAGAAAUCUGUAAACUGUCUCUUAGAAAAUACUUCCAAUUUCUUCAAUUUCCAUUCCUACAAAUGUAUUGUUGAAAAGUCUUUGGGACCACACGCACAAUAAAACUUGGCUGUGUUAUUUAAUUAUCUCAUAUGCUUUAAAUUUACCCAGUUGACCCCCAUGCUUCCCAAUGAUGGCAGGGUGUCUGAGGAAGUGUAAUUUCAGUGCUGGGGAGAGGGGUUGAUGUUUCUAUAUUUUUAUUUUUCCUAUAAAUGGCAAUGGAUCUGUAUCCUGGUUUAUUCUGAAGUUGGUACCAGUUGUCUUUUUUUUUUAAACUGGUGUCAUUUCCUAGAUUGCCUUGCACAGAUGCUAGCAUUUUAGAUGACCAGAAUGUGCUUCACAGGGUUGUGUUAUGUUAUAAAGGUACAAUCACUGCCUAACCUCAUCUUUUAUUAAUGCUUAAGUUUAAAUUAUAUUCUUCCAGUGCCUGAGCUGUUCCCUAGAAAUAAACUGGGCAUUUUUGGAAGCCCCAGCCUCAGCGGCAGCAACAGCAACCAUUUCAUAUUAUUAGGGUAUUUUGCGUGUAUCAAAGUCUUAAACUCUUGAAGUUAUAAUUUCAGUGACCCACUGUACAUCUAAGGCAGGGUGUCUACUUUGGAGCAAUACUUUGCACGUUAUAGGAGCUCAGUAAAUGCAUUUGAAUAAUUUAAUGAACUGCUUAACCAUAUUAAGAGGAAUUUGUUGAUAAUGAAAGAGCAUCUGUCCUCUUAUGUGUCUGUUAUAAAGAUGGAAGCCUCGACCAGGAUUUAAGUCAAGUUCAGUUAAAUGGAUCCUAGAGACAAGCAUUUUCUUUAUUUCUUUUGUGGGAAUGUGAAUAAGGCUUUUCCUUAAGGCCUUCGUUCUAUAAAACAGAUUGCAAUGGUAUGUUGUAAAGGGAAGAAGAGAAAGGGGUAUUUAGAUUACAAGUGUACUUCAGAAAAAUACCCGAGUUCGAAAAAUAAAUAUGUUCAUAUUGAAGGUUUAAGUGCUUCUGUUGGUUUCUGGGGUUUACAAUCCUGUGGAUUGUUUUCUUUCACAAUAAAGGAGACUCAUUUGG